This is a messenger RNA of Drosophila montana, 1750 nucleotides long. RefSeq lists its product as uncharacterized. Lineage: Eukaryota; Metazoa; Arthropoda; Insecta; Diptera; Drosophilidae. Bases 90 to 1661 code for a protein of 523 amino acids. The transcript is spliced from 2 exons. The record is from RefSeq and is a predicted model, not a curated record. Gene Ontology annotation, biological process: regulation of DNA-templated transcription. Gene Ontology annotation, molecular function: RNA polymerase II cis-regulatory region sequence-specific DNA binding; DNA-binding transcription factor activity, RNA polymerase II-specific.
UCUCAUCUCUAGCCGCAUUCUACUAAUGUUGUGUUUAUUUCAAUAAAAUUUGUGUUUUUUGGUUCUUUUGACCUCCAUUUAUACUAAUAAUGUCACGAAACAGCGUGCUGACCGAUGAGCAAAGCAAACUAAAUGCUCGCCUGGAGGCACAUAUGGUCUAUAUAUGCCCCGAAUGCGGCAAGGCGUUUCGUACACAAGCCGAGUGGCGACAACACUUAAAUACGAAGCACGACUACCUCAAAAAGACCUAUGCAGAUUUCAAUUUUAUUCAAAUCGAUGAGAAUUUCCACGAGUGCCAACUUUGCUUUAAGUGGGUGGAGAAUGCCCACAAAACAAUCGCCCUCCUACAAUACCAUUACUUUAUGCAUCUGGAUCAUCGCGAAACUUACCGAUGUGUACACUGUCGCCUGGCGUAUACCCGGCGACGAGCAUUAAAUGAACAUCUGUUAUCCACGCAUAUAAAAGAGAUUGAAAAGUAUGAGGCCAAGUUGAAGCAAGUGAAACGUAGCCAGGAAGAUAAAAAAGCACCAAAAGGUAAAGGUGCAAGGCAGCCGCGCAGGCGCAAUGAUCUGUUGCAAAAGGCAUUAAUGGACAUUGAUCUGCAAACGGAAGAUCAGGAAGCAGCAACGCCAUCAGCUAUUCCUCCAGUGAAAGCUAAGCCCAAUGCCAGUGAACAGGCGCUAGAUCGCUGCUUAAAUGCCUACGAGGACAUUGUGCGUAAGGAAAUGGAGCAAAAACAGUCGCAGGAUGUGCAAUACGAAGCAGAUUUGGAUGCACUGUGCCAAGAGUUCUUUGAGGAGCGGCUUGAGGAAACUGAUAAAGUGGCUAAGCCGACUGAAGCACAUCCCCAACAAAAUAAGGAAGUGGUGAUUAUUGAAAUCGAUGCACUGGGCAAGGAUGAAGUGGAUAAAUUAAAGAAGAAAAUGAAGUCAGAACCAAAAACAGAUACAGAAAUAACACCGCCGCCCAAACGUCGUCGUUUAACAACAACCCCCGAACAGGAUGGCGAUGGAGAUGUUAGCAUCAGUGGCCUUGCGAAACUCGUUUCAUACUUGUGUCCCAAGUGCGGUAAGGAAAUUGAAUCCAUGGAUGACUGGCGUAGUCAUGUAUUUAAGAAGCAUAACUUCGAGCACUACAUUGAGAAUAGCUUCAAGAUCAAGGAUCGACAAAGCAUUUGCCUACAAUGCAAUGAGGUGCAGCACACCACCAAACGCACUGAACUGCAGAAGCAUUGCUUUAAGCAUUUACCCUUUCGGUCAUAUUUGAAGUGCACUUUAUGCGACCGGACCAAGACAAGCAUGUCAAAGAUGUACAAUCAUAUACGCUACAAUCAUCAAGAGGAGCUUCAGCGCAAGAACAAAACCCAAUUGCUUAUCAAACCGGAGCCCAAAUGGACGAUUCCGCAACGUUCAGUUAACCAUCGUGAAAGUUCUGAGCCUGAUCGUCGAAUCAACGAACCGGAGGAGGAACGCAUAUGCAAAUAUUGCAAUAAAAUAUUUAAAACACACUGGCGUUUCGAGCGCCAUGCGACGCUGUGCAAGGCGCAUUCAGCGCCCAAAUCUACACCAGAUAUGACGGCCGAUUCAUUGCUUAAGCAUUUGCACGAAGGGCGAUUACGCAUGAAUACCAUAUGGAAGAAAAUGCAAAUGGAGGUGUAUUAGUUUCUAGUUAGUCUUAUAUGUCGAACAGUGGUAGUAGUAGCAUUAAUUUUUUUAAAUAAAUAAAUUUCAGACAUACCAUUUCUAAUCUA